AAACCAAGCUAGAAUAACUCGAGCGGAAGGGCGCAGGCAAGAGAGGCAACCACCGCUUCCGCAGCAAACCCUUCCCGAUUGUUGGAGAGCACGCCGAGAUCUGCCCCCCAUGGCUUCCGCGCCGACGCAGCCGCCCCUCCUCCCGGUCACCAACCCCACGGCCGCGGGCUCGGCGCCCGCCGCCACAGGCGGCGGCGGCGGCCUGGACGCGCCGAUGGCCACGCCGGCGUUCCGGCUCUUCAUGAGCCGGAUCUCCGAGUCGGCGCGCCGCUCGCUGUCCGACCGGCGCCCGUGGGCCGAGAUGGUCGACCGCUCGGCCUUCUCGCGGCCGGACUCCCUCUCCGACGCCACCUCCCGCCUGCGCCGCAACCUCACCUACUUCCGCGUCAACUACACCGCCGUCGUCGCCUUCGCGCUCGCCGCCUCGCUCCUGGCCCACCCCUUCUCGCUCCUCAUCCUCCUGGGGGUCCUCGCCGCCUGGUGCUUCCUCUACAUCUUCCGCGCCUCCGACCAGCCCGUCGCGCUCUUCGGCCGCACCUUCUCCGACCGCGAGACGCUGCUGGGGCUCGUCGUCGCCUCCAUCGUCGCCUUCUUCUUCACGCCCGUCGCGUCGCUCAUCAUCUCCGGGAUGCUCGUCGGCGGCGCCAUCGUCGCCGCCCACGGCGCCUUCCGCAUGCCCGAGGACCUCUUCCUGGACGACGCCGACGCAGCGAGCGGCAACAGCGCGGCCCAGGGGCUGCUGUCCUUCCUCGGGGCACCCGGAUCUAGGGUUUGAGGCGCCGGGCGACGAGAUCUGAGUAAAAAGGACCGGAGGGAGUACGAACUAAGAAUGCGACACAGUGCCUGGUUUUACAUGCUGGGUAGUGAGUUUCUAUGUUGCAACUUGCAAAUCUUGGAGCAGUUUUUUUUGCCAUCCCUACUUAGGCUCAGGAAGGGUUUAUUUCUAAUACAAAUGCCAAAUAUGGUUUUAUUGUGAAAA
This is a messenger RNA of Triticum dicoccoides, 979 nucleotides long. Its product is annotated as PRA1 family protein B2-like. The transcript is spliced from 2 exons. Bases 110 to 775 code for a protein of 221 amino acids. Lineage: Eukaryota; Viridiplantae; Streptophyta; Magnoliopsida; Poales; Poaceae. The record is from RefSeq and is a predicted model, not a curated record. Gene Ontology annotation, cellular component: endoplasmic reticulum; Golgi apparatus. Gene Ontology annotation, biological process: vesicle-mediated transport.